Molecule: messenger RNA, 2019 nt
Organism: Blepharisma stoltei
Lineage: Eukaryota; Ciliophora; Heterotrichea; Heterotrichida; Blepharismidae
Source: the annotation of a GenBank genome assembly
AUGUCUUUGCGAAGUUUAAGCACCCAGCGAACUUCAAGCUCUCGAAGUUUACCUUCAAUUUCAGUAUCUCAAAGCACCCAAAAAAUUAUUUUGAAAUGAAUCAAUAACCUAAACAUUUGAAAACAGCUGGCCAUUUCAGAUCUCCCUGAAAGAUUCAGAACUGGAGUUCUCCCUCUUAAGCUUCUAGAAAGGAUUGACCCAGAGUUCGACAUUUCUCGCUGCUUUCUAGAACCUCGCUCUAAAGACCAAUGCUUAACUAAUAUAAAAUCUCUAGUUAAAAGACUGGUUGGGAAUUUUGGAAUGAGAAAUGGACAAGAAAUAGUCAGCCAGCUAUAUCAAGGAAGUCCUGAGGCUGCUUGGACCACUUUAGAAUUUAUGAUAAGAAGUGUGAUGAUUGGAGAAGUCAAAUCUUUUAAUGGAGUAAUUAUGAACUGGCUUGAAUCAUCACUUCAGGUUUAUAACAAAAAUUUGUUAGUAGAAAGCAUUGAAGAGCCUUAUACCACAUUAGUCAAAGAUUUUGCGAAUGGCGUGAAUUUGAUAUGCAUUCUGCAUUUAUUUAUGGAUGAGCCAAAGCUUGCUUUGGCUAAUGUCUACUCAAUUCCAGAAAACAAAAUGGAAGUUGAUCACAAUCUUUCUUAUUUUUUUCAGUCAGUGGCGAGGACAAAAAUUCCGCUUCUGUUCAGUUUGGAAGAAUUCAAAGAAAAUAAUGACCCUGAUUUUCUAUUAUUGCAGCUUUUUUAUAUUUUCCUGGAAUUCAAAGAUAUUCCAAUUAAUAAUGACAGAAGGCGGCCUUUUGUUUUUAAAGAUGAUAAAAGGAUUAGUCAAAAGAGAAUUGAGGAAUCAAUAGAGAAUGCUCUAACUGUUUUAAGCACAAAGCCAGAAACACAUAGUGAGUCAGAUUCUUCAAAAGCCUCAGGGCACGAUUCUCAUCAAGGGGAAGGAAGCAGCUUUGGGGUUGGAGAUUUCCAGGAAUACUCCUUUAGCAAUGAGUCAGAAUCACCUACAACUUUAGACGCUAUGGAAAAACAAGUAAUCCAGCAAGAAAGGAAGCUUAUGUAUAUAGCAGAUUUAAGGAAGAAAAAAGAAACCAAAAGACUGAUUUAUGCGCCAAGCUUACAACAGCUGCAAAUCCCUGGUAAAGAAAAUGAAAUGGUCUUUAACUCUCCUUCUCAGAAAUGCUUAUCGCAUGCAGAGAGCUUGAUUUGCUUUUUGCUGACUCCAAGAAUUGUCAAAGUAAAUGUGAAUAAUGGGUGGAUUAGGGUGCUAUUGAAUAUAAUUCCUAAUGAAAACUUAUUUUCAGCUGUAAAAGAAAAUUAUUUGCUGGAAUGCAGAGAACUGAGCAAUAUGAAUCUUGCGAUAAGUUUAGAUAUCAAUGAUACUGAUGGAAUUUCUAAAGGGAAAAAUAAUGAGUUGGUGAUACACCAUUGCAAAUAUCGUUAUUUAUGAUUAGAAAAGAAUUCAAAUAUCAGGCAGUAGAAGCCCUUUAUUCCCUUUCCUUAUGUUCUACCGCUUAUCUCCAGUCCUCACAUAGUGUUGCACUGUGCUAAUCCUUCUGAUGAUGGCCUAAACUAGUUUUCUGGAAUUAAGAAGAUGCAUCAGUAGGGUUGCCGUCCAUAAAAAAAUUUUAAGGUUUAAUUUUCGACUAAAAUUGAAACUCGAAGCCCAGUACACAAUUCCUAGUAUCGCACUGGGUAAAUUUGCCAACUAACUAGAAACUACCUCAGGUACUGAUGGUAGAACCCUUUCAACUCCAUGCCUAUAUUUCUCCAUUAAGAAAAACCUACCCAAGGAUUGAACUCUUGUCUGGCUACCUUAGCAUUGUUUACUCUGCUAGUCUUAUACGCGUGUUGUUACACGAAUUAAGAGGUCAGGUCGAUUCUCCAUACCAUUUAAUGUAUGAUGAUACCCCAUAAUCGAGGAAAGAUAAGAAUCCAAUGUAAAACAGAUGAUGAAGCUGAUCUUUACCAUCAAGGAUUGACUUUUCUAGUUCACAAGACAAAGAACAGCUUUACCAUUUAA